AUGCGAAGGACUGCGAGUCAAAACAAUCUUGAGGAAUUCGAUCCUGAGCCUGAACGGACUUUCAAUCGGCGUAGGAGAGAUUUGAAUUUAUUGCAGAACCCACAGGUUGUCGCAGAAGUACCUGUGGUCAUGGCUAAUCAUCAACCGGCGAAAGUGAGAGAGGUUUCAGUGCCUCGGGUGGCAGAUGUCACUUCAAGCAUUGUCAAGCCCACCAUCGAAGGGCACUUUGAGCUGAAGCAUCCUAUGAUUCAAUUUCUUCACUCUAGUGGGCAAUUCACAGGAAUGUCACAUGAGGAUCCUCAGCGGCACAUCCAUACUUUUCUGCAGAUUGUGGAUACUUUUGCCACUGGAAGGGUCACGAAAGAAUAUGUUCGAUUGACACUGUUCCCCUUCUCUCUUUUGGGGAAUGCAAGUAACUGGUUAUUAGCAGAGCCUGCCAAUUCUAUCACUACGUGGGAUGACUUGGCAACGAAAUUCUUGACAAGGCCAGGGAGAGGUUUAAAGGUCUUCUCAGAGAUUGCCCUCAUCACCAUCAGACGAAUGAAGUUCUGGCACACAUUUAUUGAGAGUCUGGAUACCCAACAUAAGUCAUCACUAGACACUGCUGUCGGAGGGCAGGCUCUUGAUCUAAGCUAUAAAGAACUAUUCACACUAUUGAACAGGUUUACUCAGAGCACUCCAGACUGGCAGGAUGAUGCAGCUAGCAGUUCAGUUAGGAAAGCACCGGGUGUCUAUAAAGUAGACAAUUUUACAACAUUAUCAGCACAGAUUGAUGCCAUGCGCACCGAACUCAGGAAGUUAGAUGUGGCACAAGCGCCACCACAGGUGCAUGCAGUGCAGCAAGCCAUAGCCUUUUGUGAUAUCUGCGGAGAGGGUCAUAACAGUGAUGAAUGCCCUGCAAAUCCCACAUCCAUAUACUUUGUGGGUAAUGCAGGCAAGGGGCAAGGAAAUAAAAAUCAGUAUGGAAAUUCCUACAACCCAAAUUGGAGGAACCAUCCGAAUUUCAGGUGGAGUGACAACUCAGGUAAUCAGAAGCAGAACUAUCAGUCAGCACCUGCUCCUCAAGCUCCCACCAACAAUAUGGAAGAGAUGAUGAAAAAGAUGAUGGGUGACAUGCAGAAGAUGAUGAUAGAUCAGCAGAAGUUGAUACCAGAUAAUCAGAAUCACGAUUUGGCAGUACGGAAUUUAGAGAGGCAGAUGGGACAGAUAGCUGGUGCACAAAAUACUAGACCACCUGGAGGACUUCCAAGUGACACAAAUGUGAAUCCCAAGCCUUGGAAUGCUGUAACUCUGCGAAAUGGGCGAGAACUAGAGGAAGUAACUGCAAAGAAAGCUAGUCGAGAGGAGGCUGUAAAAGAGAAGAUUGCCAAAGAAACGAGUGAAAAAGGGAAGGCUGUGGAAGAAUCAGGGGCAAAGCAGCCACAGGCCGUGGUUGCAAAUCCACCGCCUCCAUUCCCUCAACGUCUGGCAAGACAGAAAGAAGAGGCUACUUAUAAGAAGUUUCUUGAUUUGCUUAAGCAGGUAAACGUGAACGUCCCCUUGGUCGAUAUGUUGCAGGGUAUUCAUAAGUAUGCUAAGUACAUCAAAGAUAUUGUUGCAAAUAAGAGUCGUUUCACAGAGUAUGCCACGGUUGCACUCACUGAGGAGUGCACUUCUCGUAUUCAGAACAGGUUGCCCACAAAAUUGAAGGAUCCCGGAAGUUUCACUAUUGAGAUUUCUAUUGGGACACAGGUUGUUGCUCGAGCACUUUGUGACCUAGGUGCAAGUAUAAAUCUGAUGUCUUCGUCUAUCUUUCGGAAGAUAGGUUUGGGAGUGCCCAGACCAACCACUAUAGUUCUUCUGUUAGCAGGCAUAUCGUUAGCAAGACCCGAAAGCAUUAUUGAAGAUGUAUUGGUACAAGUGGGGUCGUUGAUAAUUCCUGCUGACUUUGUGAUACUGGAUUUUGAGCCAGACCCGGAAGUCCCAUUUAUUUUGGGGCGUUCGUUCUUGGCCACAGGGAGAGCACUUAUUGAUGUAGCUGCUGGGCAGCUUACCAUGCGAGUACAUGAUAAAGUAGAGGUAUUCAAUGUAUACCAAGCUUUGAAGAUGCCUGCAAUAUAUGAGAAGCUGUCCGCCAUCACUGUUCUGAAUGAUGAUACCCGAAGACCAUUCAUCACCUCUCAUGAUCCAUUGGAGAGAGCCUUGGUGGGGGAUGAUAUUUUUGCUGACACUAUGGCGUUUGAGAUGGUGCAGAAUCUGGAUAUGGAAAGUUUUUAUAUUCGGGGAGUCGAGUUUGAGCACUAG
This is a messenger RNA of Lycium barbarum (goji berry), 2283 nucleotides long. RefSeq lists its product as uncharacterized. The record is from RefSeq and is a predicted model, not a curated record. The transcript has 2 exons. Bases 1 to 2283 code for a protein of 760 amino acids. NCBI's taxonomy places the organism in Eukaryota, Viridiplantae, Streptophyta, Magnoliopsida, Solanales, Solanaceae.